UGCAUGCACCAGUACCCCAUGCUCCUCUUUGUUCCUGAAUCAAGCGAAGAAAGAGCGACAAAGAACAUAGGCUAUAAUGUGAUCUGGCACACACCGGAACAGAACAUAAGGGAACUGGAAGCAGUGCUCAUUUCAAAACACGGUGUGCAAAAAUCAUUUACGUUGGAGGUUCUGGGACAGAAGCAGGAGGAUGACCCAAACUCAGUUUCAGACUGAUGGUCUGUCCCCUCAAGUCACCACGUUUGAGAAUUAAACUAAGAAAUAUUCUUACAUCUCACAUCACUCUGCUCAGAAUGCAAAACCAAAGCAAAUACCUGCUCUCCUUCUCACAGCUGCCUCUGAUAUUUUCAGAGCGCUGCUCUCAGACAGCAGCACAAUGCAGCGACGUUUCAGCCAGUGUCCCAAAAUGGCUAGGCAGACAUUUCUACCAGCCCAAAGAUCCUGUGUAGUUACAAAACUUGGAAUCAUUUCUGACCUGGUUGCAUUCCCCAUGACUUUGGUUUAAUUCUUCAUAAUAUUCAUUACCUCUGGGCCUGCGACAAUGUUUUUGAUAAAGCAUGGUACAUUACACUUCAAUUUCUAAGCAAUUUCUAAGCAUCUUUGUAUUAUAAAGACACUCUGCUCUUAAAUGAGAAUGACCUGCUGGAGGGGAGCUCUGCGGAAAGGGACCUGGGUGUCCUGGUGGAUGACAGGUUGGCCAUGAGCCAGCAGUGUGCCCUUGUGGCCAAAAAGGCCAAUGGCUUACUGGGGUGCAUUAAAAAGAGCGUGGCCAGCAGGUCAAAGGAGGUGAUCCUCCCCCUCUACUCUGCCCUGGUAAGACCUCAUCUGGAGUACUGCGUCCAGUUCUGGGCUCCCCAGUACAAAAAAGACAGGGAUCUCUUGGAAAGAGUCCAGCGGAGGGCCACGAAGAUGGUGAAGGGCCUGGAGCAUCUCCCCUAUGAGGAAAGGCUGAGUGAACUGGGUCUGUUCAGCCUUGAGAAAAGGAGACUGAGAGGGGACCUGAUCCAGGUCUAUAAAUAUCUAAGGUGUGGGGGGCAGAAUGGCGAGGCCAGACUGUUUUCAGUGGUGAGUGGAGACAGGACAAGGGGAAAUGGCUGGAAACUGGAGCAUAGGAAGUUCCGCACAAACAUGCUCAAUAACUUCUUUACAGUGAGGGUGACGGAGCACUGGAACAGGCUGCCCAGGGAGGUGGUGGAGUCUCCUUCUCUGGAGAUGUUCAAGACCUGCCUGGAUGCCUACCUGUGCGACCUGGUGUAGGGAACCUGCUUUGGCAGGGGGGUUGGACUCGAUGAUCUCUGGAGGUCCCUUCCAACCCCUACAAUUCUGUGAUUCUGUGAUUCUGUGAUCUGAGGACAAGUAAAGAAAAGGAUAGGACAUCCUAUUGUAACUAAAGUUCCUGUAUGUGCUUCAGCUAGAUGUAGCUUUCACAAAUACUUAUUAGAGAUUUAAUUUGAUUUGUUGCUAUACUACUUGUCUGCUCAGCUAUUUGUGUCUCCCCAGCUCCCCAUAUAGUCAUCAGUGACUAAAGGGAAAGGGGUUGUUUUGGUGGGAAAGGAAAGGAAGAUGACCCUAGAGGUCACCUUAACAGAACCAGCUGAGCAUCCAACACAGCAAAAGGCACAAUUGCUACACUGACCUGUGGGUCUCUCUCUGUACAGUCAGUCUUCAUGCACAGAGCUGCGAUGAAAAUUAGUUCUCCAAGGUCUUAUAUUGGAAGCAGGACUUCAGGGUGCUUUAGUUUUUUUUAGUAACAAAGAAAUGGAAGAGACAUGAUAGCACAUCACAGAUAUCCAGCCCUACUGCUUCUUUCCCACCUUUUAAGAGAAGAGCAUUCUGUGGAGCUGGCUGUGUAUGUUGUGCCCACGGGCUCCUGAUAGCGGUACCGUUUUAGACAAGAUCCUUUCUGGUCUCACUGGGACAGCAGGAUAGUUUGCUAUCCCCUAAGGAGCUGAGAGUAUAUUACACACGCGCUCAUGAUAAUACAAAUUCCAUGUCCUCAGCGCAGAUACCCAGAGGCUUAACAUCAUCCCUUCCUAUUGGCUACCUAAAACAAUGUUGGCGAUUAAAUCUCCCUUCUCUAAUCGCACUGUAAUACUACCCCUUCUAGGAACAAGCCAUACCAGUAUAAAUACUACAACAUAAGCAUUUUUAUGUUGCUAUAACUGCACUCACCCAGAGGAAUUCCACCUUUUUGACAUCAGAGGUAAAAUGUGAGAGUUUUUUUUGUGUGACUGAGCACUGAAAAUGUUCAAAACUAUUUCAAAAAGACUGCCUCUAGUAGCAAUACAAAUCUACUAUGGGAAGUAAAAACCAAAGUGUUACACGCAGGCUUUCUCCUGUUGUUCAGUAAGCAGGCCUGAACAAUAUGGUUGCUAAACCAAAACAUCCUGUUUGUAUGGACAUUGCCAUCUUGGUGGUGCUGCGUCAGAGAUGAGGGAGUGACUUCAGAAUGCCUCAGAAAAAAAUCAGUACAGCUUUUUUUUUUGCCCACUUACCAUGAAAGAUGAGAUGAAGAUUUUUGCAUGAUUUCUGAGAAUGAGAAAUGUACCAGAGAACCAACUGCUGAAUGGCACUACUAUACAUCAGAACUGCUACAUGUUCCUUUUGAAACAGUGGGCAUAUAUACUGGUAAUGUAAAAUGCUUUGCAGUUAUCAUAAUAAGGCAAGGAUCUGAAUAGUAAGAAUUCUUUAUAUUCUUUCUUCCACAGAGAAGCCUCACCCAAACAGCUCGCCAAGAGCCAGCUCUGUACAGUGCAAAGCAUAUUCUCUACCACCAGACACACAACGCAUGCAGAACAGUCUGACUAUCCCUUUUAUCUCAAUCAUCUGUGUGUGAGUAAUCUUACAGGGCAAAUACUUCAUUCAGAUUCUCUUUGCUUCCAUUUUAUGACAUGGAUUUUCAUGGCCGUUUACUUUUCUCCUCCUGCUGAAAAGCGAGAAGAUUGGAGUCUCAGAGUCUGCAGCUUUGUGUUUAGUCACUGCCCACGGAGUCACUGCAGAUGGUAUCUGCUCAGCGCUACCACAUGCUGGAUGACAUAUAUUAAGAGCACAAAAAACCCUCAUGAAAAUGCUUUCAAAAUGCUUACAAAGUAAGCCCUGUGAUCCCAGUAGGAAUGAGGUGACAGCUCAGUAGAAGGUCCUACUCAAAUAUUUUAUGUAAUUUCAGCUUCAAGUUACAAAGAGCGUAUUUUAGUGUCACGUAGGAUGAGAGGAUAUAUCUGUGCUUCCAGUUCCCUCCAAAAAGAUAAUUUCAUAGGGCAGCCUGGAUCUUGUAAGUAUUAUUUUUAUAAACUUGUUUUAAUUGGACUACUGCAUGGCAGGGAAGGCUUAUUUUCUCAGUGGGGCUCUGUGUGCCAGAGAACCAGGAUUAAAGACCGCAACCAGUCACCAAAUAAGAAAAUCACUGAGAAAAGAGAAACAGCUGGAGAUAGGCCAAAAUCUCUGCCAAGAGAUGCUUCAGUGAGUGAAUGCAUUCACUCUGAUGAGCGGCCCAGAGGAUAGCUCUUGAGAAACAGUUCCUGAAUUAGCUUUUAGUCUUGUUAUCUGGCAGUGAACUUUAUAGCUUUCACAAAGAGGAGCAGGCUUCACAAUCCUGCCCAGUGUCCUUCCAGUGAUGACAUACUGGAUGUCAUUGGGCUGUAUGAGAAAGACUGUCAGGGCUCUAGUUGAGGAAACCUGUUAGUGAAGGCUUGAAAUGUUCUUUUUCCUUACUGGGUAUUGCUUUUGGCACAAGAACAAAACCGACAGUGCAAGAGGAAGGCUGCCAGCAAAAUGAUCAUGAGAAAAAGGAUUAAACCUAGUUUAACUUUCUAAAAGUGACCGAUUUACAUUAGCAGUUUGCCAGGGACAAAGUGAAUGUGCUGGGCAGUGUGCAUUGCGGUGAAAAGAGAAGGGAAAAUUGUGGAAUAAGCCUCAUCGUGCAAAGAAUUUUACCUUUUCCACUUACCAGCAAAGAUGGAUCGUAGCUCUGCAGGAUCAGGCCUUAUAUGAUCUGCUCUUCAAAUUUAAGAUUUCAGUUCUUUGAAUCAUAAGUGGUAAAAGGGUAAUACAUCAAAUAAGCCCUGCAUCUCUUUGAGGUGCCAUUUCCUUACUUCUUCUGAAUUCAUUUGUGACUCCUUAAUGAGUUGUAUUGCACACAUUUUUAUGUCCUCUUAAAUAAAAUGUGUGUGGCUCUUGGCAAUGCAGUCUAUAUACUGAUAACAUCUCAGUGACUUUGUGCUAAAGUCUAAUUAAGACACUUAAUUGAGCCUCCAGUUGCUACUAUGUCUAUAUGAGCAGCAGCUGGGGACCACCUAAUCAUGCAAAGAUCUGUGCUACUUUCCCUAUGUUUAUUUAAAGAGCUUUAUGUGACACAGUACUUUCUUUAUGACAAAUUCCCUUGAAAUAUUGGACAAUGAAUGGAAACAGCAUGGAGACCUUUUGGCUAUUCCUAGACAACCAUCUGAGUAUUCUUUAAGCGAUAUUAAAGCUCCCUCUUUGUGCCUUAGGUCAAAAUCCUUUCUUAUGUGGCACAGAAAAAAUAGCAACACGCUUCUUUCUUGAAAGCCUCUACUAUUAGAAAGGCUCAACUGUCAGAAGAAAUGUGUUACACAGAUCUCACUACCCUUAUUUGCUACCACAUCCUCCACUUUGGGACUUCGUUACACAUCAAGAACUCCAAUGGCAGUCAUCUAUCUGUCAGCAUCAGAAGGAGACAUCUGUGCCAAGAUCUGAGCCCCGGAGUGAGACUUUGAACCCAGCGGGCUGAUAAACACCCAGGACAGCACUGCUGGACUCAGCGCCACUGCUCAGAGCAGCUCGGGUCAGGCUCCGCACAAGCACUCAGCUUCUGAGAAACGUUUACACUUGAGUAAAUUAAACAGUAACACAAACAACACCUCACAAGCCCGGAGCUUUCAAAGGUCUUUUUGCCCCCAAAGCCUACUUAGCCAUGCUUAUAUACAAUUUAAGCAUACAAUAGCCAAACUUCUAGUGUAUUUCAAAGCUGCUGCAUCUUGGUUUUAUGCAAGGCCCAGCUCCGCCGAUACGGUUUCAGCUGAUAAGAUUAUUCUGGUAAGCGGGGCUUAACCUUGGAAAACAAAGAGCGGCUUGAAACAUAGCGCUCACCCCUCCCUUCCCUCACAGCACACGGACGCGCAACCCGCUUUCCCUUCCCUCCCAUUUGGAACCCCACCCGCGGCAGUAACCCCGCCGAGGGCAUUCCCCACGCGGCGGAGGGCGGAGCGGCAUUGCGGAGCGCCGAGCUGCCCUGCCACCUGCCGGCACGGCACGGAGCCCCGGGAACCGCCGCACAGCUGUAACAGAGCUCCGUGAGCCCAGGCCGCUGCAGGCUGCCGGCGGAGACCCUGGCGAUGCCGAAGGGAGGUCAGGAGUGUCGGGUCCGAAUUCUCCUUCCAGCCCAGGCCUGUUAUUUACGCUGCGUGGCGCACGCAAGCGACUUGCACGUGCCCCGGGAGCAUUAGCUGCUUAUUUACGUUCAGCAGACGCCGAUAUUCAGGUCUACGUGAGGGUAACGCCACCUCUAUGAACCAGCAGCACGCGUGGGUAAUUGCUCCUUAAACACCCGAGGCUAACGGAGUCACCGGAGAUACAUCUCCCAUGCAAAAUCCAUUGCCACAAUUCUGAGUCCGCCAGAGAUUCCUCUCACGGAAGCACCGUACGGCGAGUCUCUGCUCCUGAAGUCUGCUCGUGAUCAGAAACGCACCCACGUAUAAACGCGGCGCCAUUUUCCACGCGCUCCCGAGCAGCGCCCGGCGGGCACGGCGCCUCUCCUUUCCCGCUUCGGCAGCCACUGAGAGCAGAGGGCCGGCACCGCCAUUCUGUUCCGAGCUCCGAGCACAGCGGAGGAACGGAGAGAGCGCAGACUGACAAACGUGCCGGUUAUGCGGGGAGCGAACGUGGCAAAAGGGUACACGGCGUGACAAGGCAGCCCUUUGUUCGGGGGAACCGAGGCCAACCUGCGCUGCCCGCGCUCCCGCGAGGCCCGGCACUCAUCCCCCAACCUCCGCCGGAAGCAGCCGCGCCGGGAGGGGCGGGGCUGCGUGGCGGCCAUGGCGGCGUGCGGCGCGGAGGAGCGGCAGCGGGUGGGACGGCUCUCGGCGCUUUCGGUGUACCGCCGGGCGGCGGGGCCUGGGCGACUGGAGCGGCGCCGCCGCGGGACGCCGCUGCCUGCGGGCGGUAAGCGGAAUAAAGCGCGGCUGAGGCGUGGCGCGGCGGGAGGAGGCGGCCCGGAGCGGGCUGCGCCGCCGCAGAGCGCCGCCGUCCCUAACCGCGUGGAGCGGGCCGGGAGCCCCGAAGCCAAGCAGGGAGACCUUAAGACGAAACCGAGCGGCUCUCCGGCCAACGCUGCGACCAACGCUCCGGCCGGAAACCUCGAAACCAAGUCGCUCGGAGGCCCUUUGACAAUCUCGGGCGGUUCGCGGGCCAAGACUCCGGUCGGGAACCCCGAAGCAAAGCCGCCCGGAGACCCCGCAAAGAGCCCGGGCGGCGGAGGCGUGUUGGGGCUGCUGCGGCGGCUGGGGCGGCUGGAGGACAGCCGGCGGAGGGCGGCAGAGCUGUUCCGGUGGCUGGUGGCACCGGUGGCACCGGAGGAGUUCGCGAGGCGGCACUGGGAGCAGGCGCCGCUGCUCGUGCAGCGGGGUGACCCCGGCUACUACGCGGGGCUGUUCUCCACGGCUGACUUCGACGCCAUUCUGCGCAGCGGUGAUGUGCGCUUCGGGACCCACCUGGACGUGACCAGCUAUGCUGAGGGGGUGCGGGAGACGCACAACCCCGUGGGCCGGGCGCUGCCUGCCGUCGUCUGGGACUUUUACCAGAACGGGUGCUCUCUGCGGCUCCUCAGCCCCCAGGCUUUCUCCACCACUGUCUGGCACUUCCUCUCUGUCCUGCAGGAGCACUUUGGGAGCAUGGCUGGGGCCAACACCUACCUCACGCCACCAGGCACACAGGGCUUCGCCCCUCACUACGACGACAUUGAGGCCUUCAUUCUGCAGCUGGAGGGCAAGAAGCACUGGCGCAUUUACGGCCCCCGGACGAGCUCAGAGGCACUGCCCCAGUUCUCCAGUGCAAACCUCACGCAGGCGGAGCUUGGUGAGCCCCUGCUGGAAGUGGUGCUGGAGGCUGGAGACCUCCUAUACUUUCCCCGGGGCUUUAUCCACCAGGCCGACUGUCUGCCAGAUGCGCACUCGCUCCACAUUACAGUGUCCUCCUAUCAGAGGAACUCCUGGGGAGACUUCUUGGAGAAGCUUCUUCCUGCUGCCCUGCAGAUGGCCCUGGAGGAGGACCUUGAGUACCGGCAAGGGCUUCCCAUGGACUGCCUGGGGUACAUGGGGGUUGCCAACUCAGAUGCCAUCGAUGCUCGCCGAACAGCGUUUGUGGAGAAGGUGCAGCACCUGAUAAUGAAACUUGUUGACUAUGCACCCAUUGAUGCUGCCAUGGAUCAGAGGGCUAAGUCGUUUCUUCACGACUGUCUCCCACCAGUGCUUACACAAAGUGAGAAACAGCUGAGCGUGUAUGGCUUUCCAGCCCGGUGGCAUGAUGGAAGGCCCCGCAAUGUUGAUAUACUAAUAACAAAAGACACAGAAGUACGUCUUCUCCAUCAUGGCAUUGUUAGAUUGUGCAAUGAAGAAGCAGGUGUGAUGCUAUAUUACACAACAGAAAACUCAAGAGUGUAUCAUAAGGAAGACCCCAAGUACCUUGAGAUAGAUCCUGAGUACACAGACAGUAUUGAAUUUCUCCUGUCCUCCUAUCCAAACCACGUCAGUGUGGAUACCCUCCCAUGUGAUGCCUUGGAGGACAAGAUUUCUCUAGCUACGCUCCUGUUUGAGAAGGGCAUUCUGACUACUAAGAAGCCACUGGUGCAAGUGUAACUCUUAUUUUUUAACAAAAUAAAAAUGCAUUUGUUUAGAAAAUACUGUCUCUUGUUUUCACAUUACAGCUGCUGGGUGUUAAUGCACAGUCUGAUCUCAGCAUCUGACCUGGGAGCAGAAGGGCUUUGACCUGAGUAGAGAAACGAUGUGUUCUGAUUAAAAUAAGCAUCUGCUUUAAGAGCAGAUCUGUGCAUUGCUUUGCCAGCCAUAUUACUACACGUUAAGUAACUUCAGAAAGCAAUGAACUUUUUUUACAGUCUGUAAACUGUUAGUGUUUUUCAAGUAUUGUAAAGCAGCCUGUGUGACAGUGGGAAGUACUCUUACUGCUCACAUUCAUAUCUAGUGAUGGUCACUGUAUUUGCAGGGAGGUGCUGUUUGGUUGUGAUCCCAGUAAGAAAGACUAAGACUUGGCGAGGUAACAAUUUAAAAAUGCUAUUUGAGCUAACGUUAAGAGCACUGAGAGUUUCAGGUCCAUUUAGAUACUGAGCAUCAGACAGGACUCUGACCCAUGUACACAAUGCUAUGCAGAUAGCACGUAGCAGAAAUCCUUCUCUGUUGGUCACUGAACUUAUUACUGGAUUUUCUUAAGGGAAACAGCUCAUGUUUAUAAUCAGGGAGAAAUGAUGUGUGCAAGAAAACUUGCUGCACUGUUAAUAUCUAACAAGUUAUUUGCUGUUGAUAAUAAACUGGGAGGAGCUGUUGACUCUCCUAAGGGUGGAGAGGCCUUGCAAAGGGAUCUUGACAAAUUAGAGGGCUGGGCAGUCACCAGGCACAUUAAAUUUAAUGAGCGAGUGCUGAAUUCUGCACCUCAGAUGGGGCAACCCUGGCUGUACACACAGACUGGGGAGCAAGAAGCUGGAGAACAGCCAUGUGGAAAGGGAUCUAGGUGUUCUGACUGAUGGCAAGUUGAACAUGAGUCAGCAGCAUGCCCUGGUAGCCAAAAGGGUGAACUGUACCUUUGGGUACACCAAGCCCAGCACUGCAAGCCACGUAAGGGGAAGGAUUGUCUUGCUCUGCUCUGUUCUGGUGUGGCCUCACCUUGACCUCUGUGUGCAGGUUUGGGCACCACAAUAUAGGCCAUUAGAGUAUGUCCAAAGGAAGGGUACACAGAUAGUCAAGAGUCUAGAGGGGAAGACGUGAGGA
Lagopus muta (rock ptarmigan) is the source of this 9011-nucleotide messenger RNA. RefSeq names its product ribosomal oxygenase 1 (gene RIOX1). The transcript has a single exon. The record is from RefSeq and is a predicted model, not a curated record. Gene Ontology annotation, molecular function: histone H3K36 demethylase activity; histone H3K4 demethylase activity. Gene Ontology annotation, cellular component: nucleolus. Bases 6051 to 7868 code for a protein of 605 amino acids. NCBI's taxonomy places the organism in Eukaryota, Metazoa, Chordata, Aves, Galliformes, Phasianidae.